AGAGAAUAUUCCUUGAGUCUGCCUUGUGGAGACGGACAAGCCUGGGGCGAGUUCUAUUGUGUUCUUUUUGACCGCUUGUUGUAUGCUGACUGCCACCGAGUUUCAGUCUGGAGUUCCCAGUUGUUGAUACUCUCAUCGUCCAACGUUCGAUUCAUCCCGCAUCACCAAUUUUGCUUGAAGAAACAUUUCAACAUCAAUGUCUCCUCCCACGGCUUCUCGAAAUACAGGCAUUAAGCCUCAGGGACGACCCGUCAAUGAAUUGUUCAAAUCUAAGCAGUUUCUCGACAUCUAUGUUGGCGAAGGAAAGGUGCCUUGGACCUUGACACGGGACUUCCUUCGCGACCGGAUUCCCUCUCUGUACAAGGCGAUAGCAACCCAGUUGAAGGGCUCCACCGAGGAUACUUCGAGUGGUCAAAUACUCAUCAAAGACGUCGAGCCAGCCGUAUUUGCGAUGGCACUGGAUUGGCUUCUAACGGGGAAACUCCAAUGUCUCAAACCGCAUGAUGCCUCGGUGGCCACCCAAGGCCAUUUUGGAAUUUGGUGUGCGCUGCAUGUAUUUUCUGAAGGGUUUAAUUUGGCGGAGCUUUCAACUGCCAGUAUCAAUCAACUGAAGAAAUGCCUGAGCCGGACUCACUGGAUUCCAAGCACCACUGUGAUCAGAUAUGUUUUUGAGAAGACGUCAGAAGUGUCCCUCUUGAGAGAAAUUGUGGCAGCCGAAGUGACGAACGCAUUCAUAUGUCAGCCACUGCAUCAACUCAAAGAACAGGCUGAGGAAUGGGCAAGCCUUGUGGACUGCCAUCCAGAAUUCCAUGCUCAGAUGCUAGUGGCGUUAAAGGUCCAGCUCACCCCAAAGGAAACCGGAGCAAAGCUUCCUAUUUCUCGUGAAUUAGGGGCAAAGCGUAAAACCGUUGAAGACGAGGAGAUGCAACCACAAGGCAGGAGCGGGUUUGGAUUUGUGGAGGUGAUUGAUCUGACAAGGGAUUCUUGAGUAUAUCAUUAGAAUGGAUAUGUGAUAUCUCCCUGGGCUCGAUUUCGCUAUGGAAACUAAUCCGAUGCCCAUUCCACCCCGAACACAGCUUGAUGUGGAUAAUCCUCACUUGAGAGAUGUGGCGCCUGCAACAAGACUGUCUGUUCAGAAAGCAGUAAGGC
Molecule: messenger RNA, 1149 nt
Organism: Amorphotheca resinae ATCC 22711
Lineage: Eukaryota; Fungi; Ascomycota; Leotiomycetes; Helotiales; Amorphothecaceae
Exons: 3
Coding region: 197-988 (263 amino acids)
Source: RefSeq, a predicted model, not a curated record